AUGAAUCCCAAUUCCAUUCCCGCUUCUCUAAUCGACUACAAAGAUAUUCCCACCACAGAUGACCAGGUGCGCUUGAAGUUGCGGUCGCUUGGAGAACCGGUCACAUACUUUGGUGAACUCAAUGUCAAUAGACGCCAGCGGUUGAUCGCGCACCUCGGCGCCUCUGACGGCACAGCAGACGUUGAUAUGGAAGAGUCAGACCCCUCGGACGAAGAGGAUGGUGAAUUCUAUACGCCUGGACCUGAAGAGCUCUUAGACAUCCGCUACGACAUCUUGAAGUAUGCGUUGGUGAAGGCUAAAUCGGCGCAGGCGUUGAAGAUUCACGAACUGGGGGUCUCCGCAUUGAAACAUCUCCAAAACCGACGCCUUAUUGGCGAUAAAAUUGCAAAGUUUAUGCUUUACGGAUCUCAGACUCUCGAAAGUACUCAGCGGGCGACGUCGGUGGUGCGAUUUUCUCGCGGAAACGGUGCCAGAUACAUCGCUUCGGGGUCCUGGGACGGCAGCGUGUGCAUUGUCAAUACUGCCAACUUGGCGGUCAAAAAAUCGUUCAAAGCGCACGAGGAAAAGGUUGGUGACGUGGUGUGGCUUGGUAAUCAGUUCUUCACCUCUGGUAACGACAAUCUUGUGAAACUUUGGGCGGUCAAUACAGAUGAAACUGUCGCUACGUUGACUGGUCACACGUCCCGAGUAGUACGGAUGGAUGUUCACCCAUCGCAACGGCUUCUAGCAUCUGCUUCGCACGAUUCCACGUGGCGCUUGUGGGACAUUACGCGACAAAAAGAACUCUAUCUUCAGGAGGGUCAUACAAAAGCGCUUUCCAACGUCAAGUUCAAUGACACCGGGUCGCUUCUUGCUUCUGCUGGGCAGGAUGCCCUUCCACGCAUCUGGGAUAUGCGUUCCGGAAAGAAUAUUAUGAUCAUGUCUGGCCAUAUCAAGCCGAUUCACGGAUUGGCAUGGAGACCAUACCAGAGUCAUGAGCUUGCCACAGGCGGUGAUGAUGGGAUGAUUAAGGUGUGGGACUUGCGGUAUUUCAGGAAGGGUCGAGGGAAUGUGGUAAUGGACGGCAGCAAGCUUGCAAUUCCGGCCCACAGCAAAUUAAUCUCGGAUUUGAAGUACUUUGAGCGCGGUGACAUGUACCCUGAGCUUAAAAACCGCAUUCCUGUGGAUAAAACCUUGGAUGGGGAGAGUCAGAAGGGAGACAUAGAGUUGGAAACAUCGGGGACAUAUCUUGUGUCUUCGGGUUAUGACGGGGAUGUGAAUGUCUAUACAGCGGAUAACUACACAAAGGUCAAGACCCUCAAGGGGCAUUUGGAUAACAAGGUGAUGAGCUGCGAUGUGAGUGACAAUGGGCAGUGGAUUGUAAGCUCCGCGUGGGAUAAGUCAGUGAAGUUGUGGGGAGGCGAUAACGAAGUGUGA
Molecule: messenger RNA, 1416 nt
Organism: Babjeviella inositovora NRRL Y-12698
Lineage: Eukaryota; Fungi; Ascomycota; Pichiomycetes; Serinales
Product: U4/U6 small nuclear ribonucleoprotein Prp4 family protein
Exons: 1
Coding region: 1-1416 (471 amino acids)
Biological process (GO): mRNA splicing, via spliceosome
Cellular component (GO): U4/U6 x U5 tri-snRNP complex
Molecular function (GO): U6 snRNA binding; protein binding; U4 snRNA binding
Source: RefSeq, a predicted model, not a curated record